Molecule: messenger RNA, 5506 nt
Organism: Brassica rapa (field mustard)
Lineage: Eukaryota; Viridiplantae; Streptophyta; Magnoliopsida; Brassicales; Brassicaceae
Source: RefSeq, a predicted model, not a curated record
UAAUUUAAGGAUUAAAUUUUAAAAUACACUUUUAAAAAUAAAAAUUAUUUUUUCAAAUAAAUUAUUAUUCUUUUACUGAAAAUUAAAAAUUGAAACAUCAUACAUUAAUUUUCAGUAUCUGUUAAACUAUUGUUUUAUCUUCACAACAAAAUAAUGAUGACAAGUAAAAAUACAAUCUAUAUAUUUACAUCUUAUUUCAUUUGGGUGAGAGGUCCGUAUUUAUACAGAAGAAUACCGUAAAAAAAGAAACGCCGUAAAUUAACAAAGCCCAAAUUUUACUUGAUUUUAAUCCCAACUUAAUUUAGUUUUUUUAUUUUUAUAUCAAUAAUUAUAACCCCUUCUCGAAUCAUAAAAAUAUUUAAUUUUAUGAAAACAAGUAGUUCCAAAAAAAUAAAAAUAUCGCAAUAAGGAAAUACAAUUAAUUGAAAAGUACUUCUAAAACAUUAAUAAAACUUAUAAGAAAAGUAAAAGUCAUAUAAUAUCCAUUUUCAAUAUUAUUAGCGUUUGCACUCAGAUCAUUUUAAAUUCAUUUUAUAAUUUAUGUUUUGUAAAAAUUGAUAGAUAUGCAUUAUAUAUAAUCAAAUAGUAAUAUAAUAUAUUAAACUAAACUAAAAUUUAUAUAAGAAACCCGGACGUAGCCCGGGAAAACCACUAGUUUGUUUAAUCAGUAGACAAACUAAUUUAAAAAGCAUGGUCGAGAUCCAUUUCAUGACCAUAUAAUUUUAGUUUCUCUCUAACUGUAAAACCGAAACAAGAAAAUCUCAAAUGUAAAUUCAAAAGUUUCAAACAAAAACUCUUUAGAUUCGUUUAUAAAUUAGUAUAUCAAAUGUAUGAUAUAUGUUCGUCCACUAAAACACCUGUCACGUGUCAGGACUUAAAAAAUGCUUUUCUUGAAUAGAGGCAGUUAAUGUAAUAAUCUCCACAAAACAGCCUUUUAAUUGAUUUUUUCACUAAGAGAGUAGAGAUAACUAGCCAAUCAAGAACGACCAGAAAAACAAAGCUUCUAACGAUAAUCACUAAACUCGUAAUUAUCCACAAGGUCAGGGGUAUUUAUUUUCGCACCCACAUUUUUUUUGGACAUCAACACCCCCACAAACGUAAACUGAAAACCUUAAAGUUGGCUCACAUGUAGGGCCCACUGGCUUUUAUCUACCUAACUUAAUAAAUAUUUUGAUGCUUCAUUUAGAAAUUAAUAAUGUUAUCAUCAAACUUGUAGUUUAGUUUUGCAUAGUUUGUUUUUUGAGAAGGGGUCUUAAAAUAGCAUGCUAAUUAUCAUUUGAUAUAAUUUUUUUAUUUCUGUUUCUGGUUGAAAGAAAAACAUUACUAUGACUUAUAAAAUUAGAAAUAACUUGUAAUAUUUACAAAAUAAGGAUGGAUUUGGACCUGUCUGCUAUUUUAUCUCUACAUGAAUUAUAAAUUGUUAGGUGAUGUAUUGUUUCCUUAUGUAAAGCUAGAGUAGAUCCGGUGAGGAUAUAGAUGUAAAUUAUGAUAUACACAUCAUUGCACGAUUUUAUUAUUAAAUCAUAUAUAAAAAGAUAAGUAUAAAUAAUAAGGCUUAAAAAUAUUAAGGCUGUCAAAAUAAUGUUGUUUUUUUCGUAAAGUAACGUAAAUAAAAUAUUUUCCGAUCCUAUCUCAUUUCCGAGCUAAAUCAUUGUCCGCAUUCAAAGAUACAAAGAGAAUCUAGGGUAAAAUAAUUUUAGCAGUUUAAAACACAUGUAUUUACCCCCAAAAGAAGAAGACAUCAUUUGUAAUAGUGUAUCGGAUUUCGAAAUUAAUCUUUUUUUGCUUAUCCUAUACUUUUAUAUCCAGAAAUUAAUAAAAAUGAAAAGGUUAAAAAGUGAAAAUUUAGAAUACCAUUUCUCAACCAAAAAAAAACCUCUUAAAAAUAUAGAAAACUGUUAGAACAUCUGUCUGUUUAAGUGAUAAUUUUACAAACUUUUAAUUAAGAAGUACACUUUAAAAUUAUUAGAACAUCUUUCUUUUUAAUUUAUUUUUUUUAUCAGUAUAGAAACUACACUUUUAUACUAAAAACGAAAAAUAAUAUAGAAACUACAAUUAAAAAACCGACCAGAUCUCUAAAAACAGAAAAUGUAAAAGUGAGUAGUAGAUCACGAGAAAAAAGAAGAAGGGAAGAAGCGAGUGUUGACAAAAUAUCACGUCACUGUUAUUAGAAGCCUCUUUCGUUUCCGUAUUUAUUUAUUUGUUUUUAUUUUAAGAAAACAACAAAUCCGAUUAAAAAAAGGAAUAUAAAAGCUCUCCUUAAUUCUUUUAUGGUUAUUGCAUUCGCUAAUAGAAUCUGAGCGAUAGAAAAGCCAGAGACGAGGAGAGAGAUAAAGAGAGAGAGAGAUUUUUAGAAGACGGCUUGAGAGCUAUCUUCUUCUUCUUCCAUGAUUGUUUAGCUCUCUUCUUCAUCACUAAACUGUCGUCGUUACUUUAGAUUUUGAAUCUCUCCUGAUUCAAAAAUUCGGUAUUUAAUUAAUUUCGCACUUUAUUUUCUUAAUUCAAUUUUUUUUUCAUUUAUCGAUAAGAUUUGGGAGUGAGUGUUUCCAAUAAUCAACGAUUAAAGAUGAUUUUUUAUCGUCUGUUCAAAGUGCGAUCAGAUGAUGAGAGCAGAAUCUAGCCUUCAUUGGAGAGAGGAAUGAGGGAGCAAGAGUGGUCCACUCACUGUGAAACCUUUUUGCCCUCAAUGAGUGAAGAUUUCAACACUUGUAGUUGGUCUGCUUAUCGCCGCGGCGGAGAUGGUGCAAAUCUUCAGUAUCACAACGGCUCGAUAAGGGAUUCUUAUCCUGCUGCGGAUUCAUCAUAUUCAGGAGGGUACGAGAGAGAUUUCAUGAAACAGACAAUGCUUGAGCACGAAGCUGUAUUUAAGAACCAGGUGCAUGAGCUUCACCGUUUGUACAGAGUCCAGAGGAAGCUGGUGGAUGAAGUAAAGGGGAAGAACUCGAAAGAAGAGUUUAGUUUUAGUGAUUAUACGUCUGAGACUGCAAGUAAAAGGCAGCUUCCUGGGUAUGGAGAAGGGAGCAGCUCUCAAGCUUGUAACGGUCGUUUGCAAAAUGGGUUUUGUUCAAGAGACGGGAACGAGGUUGUGCCUGUGAAGGCUAGGAGAAAAAUGAUUGAUCUUCAACUCCCUGCCGAUGAGUAUCUUGAUACCGAUGAAACUGGUGAUAACGAAGAGAUUACGAUCCUCCCUCCAUUCAAACGGUCCAAAUCUGGAAGAGGGGAUGCUUCUCAUCAGAGCAACUCUUCAGGGUCUUGUUUGGAUGUGAAGAACUCAAACGGCCUAGCUGACUUGAAUGAGCCACUCAAGUGUCAAGAUUCAGAACCUGUUUCUCUAUCCAGGGACAUGCAUGCUCAUUACGGGAGAAACAAUGCGGAUGUUCAAGGACUCUGUUUGGAGAAAAACACAAGUCAAAAUGGAUGGAUGGUCCUUGAAGCAGGGAACAGCAGAAGCACACAUAGAGACCAGCUGCCUUCCCAUUCUGCACAAGCAUUCUCUAACAAUGGAUUUCAACCUCAGAGCUAUCCUAAAACUGAUCAUAACAAAGUAAUAUUCCCAGGAUAUCGUGAUCUGGAAGUUCGUUCGAAGAAUCCUCAAGCUUCUUAUGAUAGCCACGUGGAAUCAAGUGUGGCAUCUAACACUCCAAGGUUACACAAUGACUACCGCCCUGACUUCGGAAGACCAUGGAGCCACUGGUCUUCAUCAUGGGAGAAUCCUAGGAGCAGCUCACAUCAAAAAUCUUACCCAGUUCAAACGAAUCCCUACAUGAAUUUUGUCGCUCAUGCAAGGACAGAUUCAAGUUUUGAGAUGAGAAGUCCUGUCUCUAACGGGAUUUAUCAUGGAUUCUCUUCAGGGUCGAAGGAGGCUGCCUUAAAUUUCCCGUCAGCCGGCUUUAGACCAAACGGUUUUGUAGGAGAGGUAGUGAAGAACCAGAGUUUGGAAAGCCUUCAAGGGCCAAAAAAGCAGGAACGAUCAGCUGGGUUACCAUGGCUAAAACCUAAGCCACUUAACAGAAGUGAAAUAUCUAAUGGCUUCUUGGAUUUGAAUGCUUCGACAAAUCAAUCCAUUGAUGGAACUGACACAGGGGACGGCCUGAAUAGUAUUUCACCUCAGAAGAGUUUGAGAUCAUCUGCUUCAUGCUCUUAUAAUGCCAACGUGGGAAGAGUUGAAAUGAUCAAUCCACAUAGUAGAAAAAUCAUUGGGUGCCCAAUCUUUGAGCAGCCUACUAUUUUCAAGGAGGAAGUGAAUCACUUGGUUAAGCGCGACCUUGAUAUCAACUUGCCAUGUGAUGCCUCGGUUUCUGCUGACCAGCAUGGUACUAAAGCCUUUCGAGUUGGAAAGGAAGAAGGAAACAAGGCUGGCAACUUCAGACACUAUAUUGAUCUGAAUUCAUGUGCUAGUGAGGAUGAUGAAGAUUCUGCCAUACAUUCCAGUCUGAGAGUGAAAACAAAAGGAACAAUUUGUAUAGAUUUGGAAGCUCCCCCUACACUGGAGAGUGAAGAAGAAGAAGAUAGAGAGAGUGAGAAAUCAAAUGAAGAAACAUGGGGAUUGAUGAAAGGCCAAGACGGAAACUCCUUGGAUGAACUCAUCAAGGAAGCAGCACAAGCAAUAGUCGCCAUCUCAUUGUCUGAUCACCAACGUCUUCCCGGUGACGCAGCUUCCUCUUCAACUGUUGCGGCUGGGAAAAGUCCGCUCUCGUGGUUCGCAGACAUUAUCACUUCUCAGGGUGAUGAGUUAGAACGAAAGGCUGAUCACGAAGGAGAUUCUUCUGGGGAGAUUGAUUACUUUGAAGCCAUGACCCUUAAUUUACAUCCCACCAAGGAAGAAGACUACAUGCCAGAGCCCUUAGUCCCUGAGAAUCUGAUAUUCGAAGUGACGGGUUCAAACAGGCCCAGAAGAGGACAAGCAAGACGAGGAAGACCAAAGCGGGAUUUCCAGAGAGAUACUCUCCCUGGACUCCCUUCUCUAUCGAGGCAUGAAGUCAAUGAAGAUAUCCAAUUGUUUGGUGGGCUUAUGAAAAGCAGAGAGCACACUUGGAACUCUGGAGUGGCUGCUAGACGGAACUCAAAAAGAAAACGAAUCACAAGCCAAGCUCCAGUUUGCCCGUCAAUGGCACAGCCAGUGAUAGAGAGCGUAUCAGUGGUGGGACUUGAAGACAGUAAGCUUACAGGUUGGGGAAAAGCAACAAGAAGACCGAGGAGACAAAGGUACCCUCCUGCAGGUAAUCCUGCGACCGUGAUCUUAACAUGAUAGUUUCAGGGGGAAAACUAUCAGAACGUAUCAAAACUUGGAACAUUAUAAGAGAGUACAAUUACUAUACAAUAGAUUAUGUUUUAAUUGUUGGGGGGGGGGAUCGUGUUGUAUAUCUAGUGUUCGUCUUCUGUAAGAUGUGGCCAAACUUGAUUUGCUUUGUAUUAUAUAAAGCUUGGUUGGUUAUAAAACAGAUAGAUAUGUUAAUUGCUGUCAAUGUUUGAUGUCACGGUAAAAUAUAUGAUUUGAACAAAAGUA